This is a messenger RNA of Fundulus heteroclitus (mummichog), 1394 nucleotides long. RefSeq names its product EBP like (gene ebpl). Gene Ontology annotation, molecular function: cholestenol delta-isomerase activity. The coding region runs from base 608 to 1270 and encodes 220 amino acids. NCBI's taxonomy places the organism in Eukaryota, Metazoa, Chordata, Actinopteri, Cyprinodontiformes, Fundulidae. The transcript is spliced from 4 exons. The record is from RefSeq and is a predicted model, not a curated record. Gene Ontology annotation, cellular component: membrane; endoplasmic reticulum. Gene Ontology annotation, biological process: sterol metabolic process.
GGAACCCUGUUUAUGACGUGAUGGAACCGGAUCAGGUUCCAGGAUGGCCCGGUUCUCCGUCUGUUCUCACAGAGCCUCUCUGACGGGUUUGUUUCCCCUGCCAGCUGUGAGCAGACGCUCGGGAACGUCCCGUCCUGUAAGAUGUUCUCUGUUCUCCAUAGACUCUGGUAAAGGUUCUUAGUGAGGAGACCACUGAUCUAGAACAGAGAACAUUAAAGUCCCACAACAGGAACCAGAGCCGUAGACGCUGGUCUGACCCCUCCUCUGGCUCACGCCUCAUGUGGGAGAAGCAGGAAGUGGGACGUCUCCCCAGCAGCCAAUAGCAGAGCCAGGCUGCUUCCCUCUAACCAAUCAGAGAGGGUGGGUGUGUCUCUGAUCGUCUCCCCACACUCAGGUCCAGAGUCUCAGUGGAUCAGCUGUUGGACUGAGGCUGAAUGAAGACUGAAGUUCCUCCACAGUACUCCAUAGUAGACUUCAUAGUACUCUAUAUACUUCAUAGUACUCUAUAUACUUCAUAGUACUCUAUAUACUUCAUAGUACUCUAUAUACUUGAUAGUACACGGUGUGGUACUGGGUGUACUUCCUGCCACGGUGUGGUACCGCCACCAUGGACUCUGACGGCCUCCCCGCUCUCUCUCUCGUCUCCCUGCUGUCUCUGCUGGGCUGUGGCGUCCAGGUGUUGGCUGCUGCCUUCCUCGCUCACAGGUACGGUGGGCGGAGCUCACCUGUGGACAGGUGGAUCCUGCUGUGGCUUUUCUAUGAUGUCAUCGUCCACCUGACGCUGGAGGGUCCCUUCGUUUACAUGUCUCUGGUGGGGACGGUGGAGACGUCUGAAGGGCCUCUGGCUGAACUCUGGAAGGAGUACGGUAAAGCAGACAGUCGCUGGCUGGUUUCUGACCCAACUAUCGUCUCUGUGGAGAUUCUGACGGUGGUCCUGGACUCUCUUCUAGCUCUGCUGCUGAUACACGCAGUGCUCAACGACAAGUACUACAGACACUUCCUGCAGGUCACUCUGAGCGUGUGCGAGCUGUACGGCGGCUGGAUGACCUUCUGUCCUGAUUGGCUGCAGGGCAGUCCUCACCUGGACACGUCCAACCCGCUCUACCUCUGGCUCUACCUGGUCUUCUUUAAUGGACUCUGGGUCCUGGUUCCGGUUCUGCUGCUGGUCCAGUCCUGGCUGGUCUCAGCGGCCUCCAUGCGGUCAGAGACGCAGGCCCCACCCACAGGAAGCAGCUCUAGAGACGGCCCCGCCCACAGGAAGCAGCUCUAGAGACGCAGGCCCCGCCCACAGGAAGCAGCUCUAGAGACGCAGGCCCCGCCCACAGGAAGCGGCUCUAGAGACGCAGGCCCUGCCCACAGGAAGCGGCUCUAGAGACGUCACCUGGACCCGGACU